CAUGAAAAAUCCCAUUUAUUCUUCAAUUUAAUCCAGAACAUUAAUCUUACCAUCUACGUACAUUGUGGUAAAAAUAGAUAUAUAGUUUUAGCUUUAUCCAACGAAAAUACAUUUUAAUUCUUCUUUAUGCUAAACUAUCAGCCUAAGCUUUGUAGCUACUCGUUAGCGAUAAUAGAUUGUUUAUGUCUUUUCUGGUUUAAAUUGCGUAUAUCUCGCAAUAGAGAAAUUUGGAGAACAUCACAUAUAUUACACACACAUCUGUAGCAGUAAUUUUGCAGCGACAAACUAGAUAAACUCGGGACAGUGAUACACAUACUACAACUAGUCCUAAUGAUUGUCUACGCUGUAAUAAUCAAUUUGCUAUAACUAUUCCACCGACGCACGUGUGCAUGAUAUCUUAAUUCGCCGGAAUAUUAGUUAACCUCAUCAAUUAAUUAGUAAUCUUAUAAGAUUAUUUAGUGUGCAGAUAAUACUAAGUGAAAAAAUAACACAAAACCUAUGCCGGAUUACACAAUGAUUUUUUCCGGAUUAAUGCGAUGAUUUUUCAUCGAGAUUGAUUUUAUAGCCAAUAAUUUAAGCUGGAUAGUUUGAGGACAAUGUAUAGACAGUGAGAUAGUUUUAGGAUAUAGGAAAUGGAAAAGAAAUCUAAAGCUGAAUCACCAGAUGGUGAACAGGAACUUGUUGGACACACUCAAGACCAAAGGAACUGGAGAGGCAUCGCUAUAGCUUUGUUAGUUAUUUUGAUUGUAUGCGCUCUGAUAGUGACAGCCAUCAUUCUAGUAACGCCAGAUACUGAAAGUUCGAAAGAGGAGGACAACAGAGAAAAACUAUCGUUAGAAAAUUACCUUAACCAAUCGUUCCAUCCGAAAGAGCUGUAUGUCACGUGGGUAGACGGAGACGAGGCUUUUGUGUACAGAAACGAUGAUGGCACAGUUGUAGAAUACAACUGUACCUCUAAUGAAACAGUUACCUUAAUCUUAAGUACAGUCUUCAAAACACUAGACACUGGAAUUUAUAAAUUAUCACCUGACCGGAAAUACGCCAUUUUGACAACCGGUGCACCAGAACAUAUAUACAGACAUUCCACGCUUUCAAAGUACAGUCUUUACAACGUGUCCACAGGGACAUAUGUACCAAUAGAAGGACAAAAUAAGGAUGAUGUUUUUCAAUACAUUGGAUGGGCUCCAAAAGGACCAGCUAUUGUUUUUGUGCAACAUAAUAAUAUAUACCACAGAGAUAUCAUUACUAAAAAAACCAAACAGGUGACAUUUGAUGGAAUAUCUGAUGAAAUAUUUAAUGGAAUUCCUGAUUGGGUAUACGAAGAAGAGAUAAUUAUGUCUGACAGUGCAAUAUGGUGGUCUCAGGAAGCCACACACAUUUUAUAUGCUCAGUUUAAUGACACUGCAGUGAGAAAGUACAUAUAUCCUUAUUAUGGAGAUCCAGCCAAUGCAUAUGGUGAAAUGAAAAGAAUAGCUUAUCCAAAGCCCGGAGCGACAAAUCCAACAUUCAAACUUAAAGUUCAUAACUUAGAGACAGGUCAAACCAGUGAUGUACAUGCACCUAAAGAGUUUUUAAAUGUGGACCAUUAUUUCACCACUGUAUCCUGGCGAGAUGAUACAUACUUUUUAGUGACAUGGGUCAACAGAGCACAAAAUAGAUCGUUAUUUACAGUGUGUACUGCCGUUAAUGGGCAGUGUAGUCUUAACUUUGAAGAAGAGGUACAAGGAGGCUGGAUAGAAAUGGAUAAACCACCAUUAUUUACAGCAAAUGGAAAAGAUUAUUUAACGUUAAUGCCAAAUAAAGAUGGGAAAGCCGGGUACUUUAAACAUGUCGCCAUGGUGGAGUUACCCGUGAGUAAUAUCGGCAAGCAGUUGUCUCGGAAUAUUGGGAUAAGAAGAUUUCUUACUCAUGGACAAUAUGAAGUGACAGAUAUAGUGGGUGUAAAUGAUGAGUUAAGGGAGGUGUAUUUCAUAGCAACUCCAGGAGACCCAAGAAAAAGGCAUUUGUAUAGUAUCUCUACAGACAGUCCAUCUUCAUCAUUCCAACCAACCAAAAAGUGUCUUUCAUGUGACAUUGAUGAAAAAUGUCAAUAUGUCAGAGCCUCUUUCAGUAAUAGUGGAAAAUAUUAUAUUCUUGGAUGCCUUGGUCCAGACAUUCCUUAUUUUAUACUAAAAUCAACAAUGUCUGAUAUAUCAAUUAUGUUAGAGGACAAUCAAGUAUUACGGAAAAAAUAUGAGAAAGUAGCCUUUCCAAAAAUUAAGUUUGUAGAUAUUGAGACAGAGGAUGGUGAGAAAAUACACGCCAAGAUGCUGGUGCCCCCUGUAUGGAAUAAAGAUGAAAUUAUUACAUACCCAUUGUUAUUAUCUGUGUAUGGAGGUCCAGGUUCUCAGUUAGUUACAGAGAAAUUUGAAAUCAAAUGGGCAUCGUAUUUAGCUAGUACUAAAAAUAUCAUAGUAGCUUACGUAGACGCUAGAGGGACAGGUGCAAGAGGAGAUCGAUUUUUACACAGAAUGUAUAAAAACCUUGGUUCCAUAGAAGUUAAAGAUACUAUAACUGCUGCUCAAUAUUUUGAUAGUUUGUCAUACGUUGAAUCAAGUAAACUGUCAAUUUGGGGAUGGUCAUAUGGUGGUUAUUUAACUGCAAAUGUACUGGGAAGACAACCAAAAGAAUUGUUCGAGUGUGGAAUAUCAGUGGCACCAGUAACAGAUUGGUUAUAUUAUGAUUCAGUGUAUACAGAAAGAUAUAUGAACACCCCAAGAGAAAAUCCAAAUGGAUACAGUACAAGCUCUGUACUACAGUAUGCCAGGAAUUUUAAGGAUGUUAUGUUCAUGUUGGUUCAUGGCACUGGAGAUGAUAAUGUACACUUCCAGAAUUCUGCUCAGUUAAUGAAAGCUUUACAAGAGGAAGAUGUUUACUUCACUCAACAGUUUUAUACAGAUCAGCAACAUGGCUUAAAUGGUGGACAUACGAAGGAGCAUUUAUAUAAAUCAAUGGGAGAUUUUCUAGAUGAAUGUUAUCAUGGUACAUCAGCAAAAUAUGAAGAGAGAAAGGAAGCAUUAGAACAAGAGAAACAAGAACCAAUGGAAGGAGAGAAAUGAUGAACAAAUUCUGUGAUAUUUAAAAACAUUUAGUCCAGUGUGAGUUUCCAAUAAUGUCCGAUCUUCUCCGGUAAUUAAAACAUUGUGGACGAAAAUAAAUCAAAAUAAACCCCUGGUGUAAUUGUUGUUUCGUUUAAUGACAAGUCUACAUAUAUAGUUAUGGAGGUGAAAUCUGGACUGUAAAAGGUUGAGAUAUCCUUGACCUUUGAUAACUAAUAAGUCUGCGAAACAUCACAAUUGGUAAUUGAAAUGCAUGUGAUAAUGACAUUAUAGAUAAAAGCCCGUAACCCAAGGUCGACAUUCAGCAAUGUAAAAAUACAAACAGGUCAGUGAUUAUAAAGCAAACACAUGUGCAAAUAAUCCAUAAGAAGGGUAGAUUUGGUGGAAUUCGUAAUAGGUCUAGAUAUUUUAUGAAAAACUAAAUUGUUUAUUUAUCUAUUUACCGAAUAGUGUUGAUUGUAAUGUACUGAGACCAACAGUCACACAUAUCAUGUUUGGCUGAUCACAUUUGGAAAAUGUGAAUAAAGUCAUGUUUUUUUCAAAAAUAUUUGAAUAUUAAUUUCUUAAAUGAAAUAUCUGUUGUUUGAAUGAUAGAUCGGUAUAGUAUGAUUAUCAUCAUACGGUACAAAGAAAAAUCUAAAAACUUUUCAACAUAAUGUAUAUACCAUUUAUCUUGCAUAUUCAUUUGAAUUCGACAUAAAUGUACACAUUGUACAAAUUCUUUUCAAACACUUAUAAAACAUAUUUGCUAUUUGAUAAUACUGUAGAUGAAAAUAUAGAGUGUACCUAUUACCUUUGCUCAAUAUUUAUAUGAAUGUUUAACAUAAAUGGAUAUUAGAAAAGUCGUAAAUGGAUGAAUGAUACAUACAUUAAUGUUUUAAUCUAUAUACUAGUAAUUUAAAAACUUGUAGUUUAUCAUUAUUCGAGUUUAUUAGAAUUACCUUAUUUCACAUGUACGUAUGGUAAAUUUUCAUGAUGUAUUCUGUUUUUUACCUUGUUUGUUAACACUGCCUUCAUUAAAUUAAAGGCAAAGGCUACACUUAGAUAUGAAAUUGUCUACAAUUAUAUGUGAUAGAUGGAUAUAUCAAAACCAAAUAUAUGUCACAUGCUAUGUAAUUGGGAAGAAUUGAACAAAUUCUCGUUUUCCCAGCUACACUUCCUUAAUUCAUUUGUAAAUAGUAUUUUAUCUUUUAUUUACUUGUACAGAAGAGAAGCCAAAAUUUGCAAAUGUCAUAAGGUAAUUUUGGAAUAUUUUGUAAUUUCAAAUAUUACAUUAUUUAUUUUUACGACUUGAUUCGUUACUUUAAUUGGUCUUUUUAAAAAAAGAAUUCUUAAAUUUUGUCAGUUAUCUAAACGUUUUUUCUGUUGGAACUUGCACAAAAAUUACCACAAAAAAACUUUUAUUGGCAUGUUUGCUGGUGAAUAUAAUACAUUUUAUCAGAUAAGCAUUAAUCUUUUUUAGAUAUGGAAUCGAUGAUAUUUAGUUUUUUUUUAUAUAAUUACCUUUUUAAUCAUUGUUAAGUUUUGUACUACUUAACCACCAAUCAAAUCCCUUGUACUAGUAAAUGUAACAUCAUUUUGUAAAUAGAUAUUCCUGAUCAUUGUUAAUAUUUUUAUUUUGAUGUUUUUCUCUUAAUGACAUCUGGCCCAAGAACACAGUUAUUUCGUAGUGCAUUUCUUUUAGACAAUAAACAUGAUAAAGGGAAAUUAAAAAAAUCCCAAAUUCGCUUUCUCAAUAAUAUUUUAACAGUGUAGUAUCAGCUCUAACUCAAAGUAUGGAUAAUUUUAUGUUAAGGGGUCUUGAAUUCUUUUGACAGCUUCAGACAUACUAAUUUUUAACCUUUUUCAGCUGGACCAAAUCACUAUUUUACUCUAAAAUUCAUGAAUAUUUUUACUUUGUAAUGUUUUCCCUCUUCUUGCUAUUUGAGGCAUAACACAUGAAGAAAAAAAUUUGGAAGGGUUCUAAAAAAAUGCAACUAAUACUCUGUCCACAGUAGGGACUAUAUUUGUAGACAACGAAAAUCAAAGUUGAUUACUGUGUUCCCAGACUUAUCUAUCAUUAUACAAUAAUUGCAUAAAAUACACUUCUCUCACUAAAAGGCCAUAUGCAGAAGCAACAUAAUUAUUAACUAACUUCAGGGUUAGACUAGUCAAGCAUACAUAUAAGCGAUUUGUAAUGCAUAACGGAAAUGUUUCACAUUUUAAAUAACCCCUAUUCUCUAGAAUAAACCUGAGCUAAAAAUAAGUACAAAGGAAAAUAGCUUGCAUCGCCAAAUUCAUUAAAUGUAUGUCUAAUAAGUAUAAUAUUUAAGUAAUGUAUGAAGUAUACUGUUUCGGCUGAUGCCGCUAAAAUGGAUUUAAUUCUCCUUCUAUUGCAGAUUAUUACAUCAAAUAUUUGUAUUGUGUAUUUUAAUGUUUGUUUUACAUGAAUCAACGUAUCUUACAUUCUAACAGAUGUGUUUAUUACUGAUUCAUGUACGGCAAUAAAACAAAAUGAAGCUCAAAUCAAUUGAUAAGAAAAUAUUAUCAAACUUAAUCUAUAUAAAUUGAUAGCCUCGUGAUUGUGUGUUGAAAUGUUAUUGUGACAGUGUUUGUCAUUUUUUUUUACAAUGGUCAUUAUCAAUUGAUGUGUCUUAUUUUAUUUUUUUUUAGCGUUGUUAAUCCUUGACAGAUUCAGCGUUCCCCCAACCUUUUUAAUCGGAAAAAAUAUAAUUGUGUGGUAAAGAAUCGUCCAAUAUAUAUUGUUUUUCACCAAUUACGCCCCACUUAAAAAAAAAAUCCUGGAUAUGCCCCUGUUUAUCACAGAAUCGUGUUUGAUAUAGAACUCAUGUCACAUAACUCUUAAUGGUGAACGUUGUUACGAAGCGAUAUUUUAUAGUUUUGGUUGAAUCUUAGACAAUUAUUUCAAUCUGUUCAAUAUUGGAUAACCAAUUUCAAUAUUGUAGAAUUAUUCUUACUCAAAUAUGUGAGUAUCCUUGUAAAUUGCCAAAAAUUUUGCAUUACAGUGUUAAGCUCAUCUAUCGUAGAAAAAGUUUUAAUAUUUAUUCUUUUGCUAUUGAAUUUUGGAAAUUUGAGUAAAGAUAUGAAUUAACAUGAAAGUAAUCUUCAAAAAUCAUGACACAUUAAGAAAAUGUUAUCACCUCUUGUUACAAAUUUUGCAACAUAUCACCUAAAAUAUUGUUUACAUUUUAAUCUUCAUUUGACUGUUUUUAAUGUUUCAAUAAUCAACCAUAAUUGUCCGAAAUACAAACAAUGCCUCUAACAUGUAUAAGGUAGAAUUAUAUAUGUGUCAUUAUCCAUUAACCACUAAAGUUAAAUUUCGCAAUCAGAUGUGAAGCAAUGUAUUGUUAACAUCUUCAAAUGACGACACAAUUUUGAGAAACGACGUAAAACUUCAUUGAGCAACGAUACAAAACAAAACAGCUAAAUUCAUCUAAAGUUAACAUUGUCCAUAUAUUUUAUACAACCACAGCAUUGCAUGUAGCAACACUGGAUAUUAAUGCAACUUACACGUUUUGUUUUGUUAUUACUAUUUAUAUAUGUUGUUUAAUCAGACAGGUUAAUAUUAAUCAACUGUGACUAAUGAUAUACACUUAACUUACAGGUGUAUACAUUUAAUUGUACAGGUGUAUACAUUUAAUUGUACAGGUGUAUUCUUUUAAUUGUACAGGUGUAUCUUUUAAGUAUACCUCAUUUGUUACAUUGUCAAAACAAUUAUUCAUAUAUGAUUUGUUUUUCAUCAGUUUUUAAUAUUAUAUAUAAAUCAACGAAAAUGUUGAAAUAAACUUUAAAAAAAGAGAAA
Mytilus californianus (California mussel) is the source of this 6900-nucleotide messenger RNA. Its product is annotated as prolyl endopeptidase FAP-like. Gene Ontology annotation, molecular function: serine-type endopeptidase activity; dipeptidyl-peptidase activity. The record is from RefSeq and is a predicted model, not a curated record. Gene Ontology annotation, biological process: proteolysis. Bases 633 to 3098 code for a protein of 821 amino acids. The transcript has 25 exons. NCBI's taxonomy places the organism in Eukaryota, Metazoa, Mollusca, Bivalvia, Mytilida, Mytilidae.